CACAAUGUUGCUGCUACUGUUUCUGGUGAGUGUGGCUCUGGCUCACCCUUCUGAGGAACACCUUGAUGGCAACCGGGUGUUCCGUGUCAGUGUAUCUGAUGAAGAUCAUGUCAACUUAAUCCAGGAGCUGGCCAACACCAAGGAGAUUGAUUUCUGGAAACCAGACUCUGCUACACAAGUGAAACCUCUCACUACAGUUGACUUUCAUGUUAAGGCGGAAGACGUCGCCACUGUGGAGAACUUUUUGGAAGAGAAUGAAUUUUACUAUGAGGUAUUGAUUAGCAACGUGAAAACCGUUCUGGAAGCCCAGUUUGAUAGCCACACCCGUGCCAGUGGACACAGCUACACCAAGUACAACAAGUGGGAGACGAUAGAGGCUUGGGUUCAACAAGUUGCCACUGAGAAUCCAGACCUCGUCUCUCUGAACGUCAUUGGAACCACAUUUGAAGGACGGAACAUGUAUCUCCUCAAGGUUGGCAAAGCUAAACCCAAUAAGCCUGCCUUCUUCAUAGAUUGUGGUUUCCACGCAAGAGAGUGGAUUUCUCCUGCAUUCUGUCAGUGGUUUGUGAGAGAGGCCACCCGUACCUACGGAAAAGAGAUCCACAUGACUCAGCUUCUUGAUGAACUGGACUUUUAUGUUCUGCCUGUGGUCAACAUUGAUGGCUAUGUCUAUACCUGGACGAAGAGCCGAAUGUGGAGAAAGACCCGCUCCACCAAGGCGGGAAGUUCCUGCGUGGGUGUAGACCCCAACAGAAAUUUUAACGCCGGUUGGUGUGAAGUGGGAGCUUCUCGGAGUCCCUGCUCUGACACCUACUGUGGACCAGCCCCAGAGUCCGAAAAAGAGACAAAGGCCCUGGCAGACUUUAUCCGCAAAAAUCUCUCCUCCAUCAAGGCCUAUCUGACAGUCCACUCCUACUCCCAGAUGAUGCUCUACCCUUACUCCUAUGACUACAAGCUGCCUGAGAACUACGAGGAAUUGAAUGCCCUGGUGAAAGGCGCAGCAAAGGAGCUUGCCUCUCUGCAUGGCACCAAGUACACAUAUGGCCCAGGAGCUACAACAAUCUAUCCCGCUGCUGGGGGCUCUGAUGACUGGGCUUAUGAUCAGGGAAUCAAAUAUUCCUUCACCUUUGAACUCCGGGAUACAGGCUACUAUGGCUUUCUGCUUCCUGAGUCUCAGAUCCGCCAAACUUGUGAGGAGACAAUGCUUGCAGUCAAGUACAUAGCCAAUUAUGUCCGAGAACAUCUAUAUUAGUGAAGACUCUAGACCACCUUAUUUCAAAACGCUUAUUUUUCAUUUCUUGCCUGUCUUGACUUCGUUUGUUGUUUAGAGGCUUCCAGAUCAUAAUCUUUCUUUUAAUUUUCUGGGCAUAUCAACCCACUUGAACCUCUAAAAACAUUCCUAAUAAAAUCAUAUCAUUAUUGGAAAAGAAA
This is a messenger RNA of Meriones unguiculatus (Mongolian gerbil), 1431 nucleotides long. It is a transcript of the gene Cpb1, whose product is annotated as carboxypeptidase B1. The transcript has 11 exons. The record is from RefSeq and is a predicted model, not a curated record. Gene Ontology annotation, biological process: proteolysis. Gene Ontology annotation, molecular function: metallocarboxypeptidase activity; zinc ion binding. Lineage: Eukaryota; Metazoa; Chordata; Mammalia; Rodentia; Muridae. Bases 5 to 1252 code for a protein of 415 amino acids.